AUGGGGAGCAUAAGUUUCCAGCCCAAGGUUUACGAGAAAAUCUCACGAUUUCCAUGGUCUUCAAACGACCCGGCGCAUCAAUUUGACGUCCAUAAUCCUGCUACGGGAGAACUAAUCACCAGAGUGCAAGGUGGAGGUGUCAACGAAGUGCAAAAAGCCGUUGCCACCGCUCAAAAGGCCUUUCAAAGCUGGAGAUGGCUUCCCAGACGAGAACGAGCGAUGUACUUGCACCGAGUGGGCGACCAGUUAUCACAACACUUUGAAGAGCUGGCCGAAUUGCUCUCGAGAGAGAACGGCAAACCCAUCAGCCAAGCUCGCGAAGGCGACGUUCCUUUUGUGAUUGGCAUUUUCCACUAUUUUGCGUCUCUGAUUGACAAGUUGCCCGACGAGUUUUACGAUCAGGGAAGCAUCUACGCCUCCGUGUUUCGAGAACCAUACGGCGUUGUGGCCGGCAUCAUCCCAUUCAACUGGCCCCCAAUCCAUGUCGGGGGAAAAUCCGCGCCGGCGUUGGCCAUGGGCAACACAAUAAUCAUCAAACCCGGAGAGCAAGCACCAUUGACAGCAAUGCGAAUAAUCGAGAUUGCUCAGGAAGUCCUGCCAACGGGAGUGAUACAAGCACUUCCAGCGGUCGGCACGGCUGUUCCGCAAGCUCUCGUCACACACCCGGAUGUGCGGAAAGUGUCCUUUACCGGCUCGACAAGGGGAGGAGCGGCUGUCAGCAAGCUCGCGGCAGACUCAAUUACUCCUCUUUCGCUUGAACUCGGUGGAAAGAACGCCAUGAUCAUAUUCGACGAUGCGGAUGUUGAUCUGGCGGUGAGAAAUGCGUUGGAUGGCGGGUUCUUCAAUCAGGGAGAAGCGUGCACAGCCUCCUCCAGGAUUUUAAUACAACACGGCGUUCACGAUGAAUUUGUCAGUAAACUCGGCGCUGCUGUCAAGCGGCUCAAGGUUGGCCACGGUGCCAACGCUGAUACCCACGUAGGACCUUUGGUGACCCAGGUCCAUCAACAGAAAGUCGAAGAAUAUAUCCAGAUUGGCAUCAGCGAGGGCGCAAAGAUAGAGGCACAAGCACCAAAGCCGACGGAUUCGAAGCUGGCCAAGGGCUUCUAUGUUCAGCCUACCUUGUUGACCGGUGUGACUCGGAAUAUGAGAGUGGCAAGGGAAGAGAUAUUCGGGCCUGUGGUCACAGUCAAUGCAUUCUCCACGUACGAGGAAGCCAUUUCGAUCGCAAACGAGGUUGAAUACGGUCUUGUCUGUGCAGUUUUCUCCAAGGAUGUGACGAAGGCGACCAAAGCCGGACGGGAGGUCGAUGCUGGUAUGGUUUUCAUCAACAACUACAACCGUAUGGCUUUAGGGACACCGUUCGGAGGAGCAAAACAUUCCGGCUAUGGCAGAGAGCACUGUAUUGAGACUCUUCAUGAGUACAGUCGCCCAAAGAAUAUGAGGGUACCUUCGGGCAUUGGGCCGGUGGCCGGGUGGUCAAAAGUCACUGAGCUUCUCGAGAAUUGUAAGCUUUGA
Messenger RNA from Exophiala oligosperma, 1515 nucleotides. RefSeq lists its product as uncharacterized. Gene Ontology annotation, molecular function: oxidoreductase activity, acting on the aldehyde or oxo group of donors, NAD or NADP as acceptor. Bases 1 to 1515 code for a protein of 504 amino acids. The record is from RefSeq and is a predicted model, not a curated record. Lineage: Eukaryota; Fungi; Ascomycota; Eurotiomycetes; Chaetothyriales; Herpotrichiellaceae. The transcript has a single exon.